This is a messenger RNA of Phascolarctos cinereus (koala), 7928 nucleotides long. RefSeq names its product PDS5 cohesin associated factor A (gene PDS5A). The record is from RefSeq and is a predicted model, not a curated record. Gene Ontology annotation, cellular component: chromatin; nucleus. NCBI's taxonomy places the organism in Eukaryota, Metazoa, Chordata, Mammalia, Diprotodontia, Phascolarctidae. Gene Ontology annotation, biological process: DNA repair; mitotic sister chromatid cohesion.
AUGGUCAUCUUCCUAAGAGCCAGUGUGGUCAACAUAGUGUUUCUUGUCCAACAACUCCAGCAGAAAUGCCAGGAGCAGUACAGAGGUCCGUACACAUUGUUCAUUGAUCUAACCAAGGCCUUUGAUGCUGUCAGUCACAAAGGCCUGUGGAAGAUCAUGCUCUGUGUGGCUGAGAGACCAGUUCUGUUGCUUAAAGACCAGAUUUGUUUAGUGCUUAACUCAGGAGACCCAGGUUAUGCUGAACUCAAAAACCUUCCAGGGAAUCUGAAGGUUGAUGCCAAGAAUGUAAAUUAUAUUGUCAUAAGCGCCUGCUUCCCGGAGGAUGAUGGGCCGCCUCGCACGUUGCCCACUACCCCGACUCCGGGGCAUUCCGUGAGCACCGAAGGUUUCCGACGAGCAGGGCCUCGGGGCGGGCUGUCUGUCCCCCGUCCCCCCGCCCAGCUCGAGUGCGCUUCUGCCCCGGCCCGCUCGCUCCCUCCCUCCCUUCCUCUCCCCGAGCCACCGGGCGCUGCUGGUUUUGGCGCCAAUCGGGAGGCGGCGCUGUCCGCAGGGCGUGGGGCGUCGAUCCCAGGCUGGCAGGGAGGGAAGGAGGGAGGAAGGGGAAGGCGGAGAGGAGAGAGGCGGAGAGGAGCCGAGCGGGCGAGGCUGCAGCCGGGUCUGCUCCGGAGGAGGAGUAAAGGGAAGAGAAGGGGGAGGCGCGCGCUGCUCCCGCCGCCGCCGCCGCGUGACCCGCAGGCCCCUGGGCUGAGUGCGAGCGGCCCGGCUCGGCGGGCGGCCCGGGGCGGGGGCGGGGACGUGGGGGCCGCGGCGCUGACCGACGGCCUGACGGAGGCGCGAGCGGCCUCGGCCGGGCUGCCCUUCCAAAGGCCGACGGAGAGCGGCGGUGUGGCCCCGCGCAGCGCGCUCGCUCGCUUGCUCUCUCCUCGUCGCUUGAGGUGCUCGGCACGGCUCGGCUCUCCCUCCGCGGAGACUGAGGCUUCUCCUCCCGGCCCCGCCAGCCCCAGCACCGCUCCGGGGAAGGCGGCGGCGACGGCGACGAGACGAGAGGCGGCGGCGGCCUCGGCUCCACCUGCGUACAGCGACCCCAGCGCUCCACGCGCCUCCCGCCCGCAUGAGGACGAGAGGCCGGUAGAGGAGCGUGGAAGAAAAGUUGUCCCCCAGGAUGGACUUCCCACUGCGCAGCCCAAGCCGCCCACGGCCCUCUGUGGCGUGGUGAGCUCCGACGGAAAAAUCACCUACCCCCCGGGGGUGAAGGAGAUCACGGACAAGAUCACCAACGACGAGGUGGUCAAGCGGCUCAAGAUGGUAGUAAAGACAUUUAUGGACAUGGAUCAGGACUCAGAAGAUGAAAAGCAGCAGUAUCUCCCUCUAGCCUUGCAUCUUGCAUCUGAAUUCUUCCUCAGGAAUCCCAACAAAGAUGUCCGUCUUCUUGUAGCAUGUUGUUUGGCUGAUAUUUUCCGAAUCUAUGCUCCAGAAGCACCAUAUACUUCCCAUGACAAACUCAAGGAUAUAUUUUUAUUCAUUACAAGACAGUUAAAAGGUUUGGAAGAUACGAAGAGUCCACAAUUUAAUAGAUAUUUUUACUUAUUAGAGAAUUUAGCUUGGGUUAAAUCCUAUAACAUCUGCUUUGAAUUGGAAGAUUGCAAUGAAAUUUUUAUUCAACUUUUUAGAACUCUCUUCUCAGUGAUCAACAAUAGCCACAAUAAGAAGGUACAAAUGCACAUGUUGGACUUGAUGAGUUCUAUCAUCAUGGAAGGUGAUGGAGUAACCCAGGAAUUAUUGGAUUCUAUUCUUAUUAACCUCAUUCCUGCACAUAAGAACCUAAAUAAACAAGCAUUUGAUCUUGCAAAAGUCUUACUGAAAAGAACAGUCCAGAUCAUUGAGGCAUCCAUUGCUAAUUUUUUCAACCAAGUUCUGGUGUUGGGAAGGUCUUCAGUAAGUGAUUUAUCAGAACAUGUAUUUGAUCUGAUACAGGAGCUUUUUGCCAUAGAUCCUCAUUUAUUGCUCUCUGUUAUGCCGCAACUUGAAUUCAAACUAAAGAGCAAUGAUGGAGAAGAGCGUUUAGCUGUGGUUCGAUUGCUAGCUAAAUUGUUUGGUUCUAAAGAUUCUGAUUUGGCAACACAGAAUCGGCCUCUUUGGCAGUGUUUUCUUGGAAGAUUUAAUGACAUUCAUGUUCCAGUGAGGUUAGAAAGUGUGAAAUUUGCCAGUCACUGUUUAAUGAAUCACCCAGACUUAGCAAAGGACCUUACAGAAUACUUGAAGGUUAGGUCUCAUGAUCCAGAAGAAGCUAUUCGUCAUGAUGUCAUUGUUACUAUAAUAACAGCUGGCAAAAGAGACCUUUCUUUAGUUAAUGAUCAGUUACUUGGCUUUGUGAGGGAAAGAACAUUGGACAAACGGUGGAGAGUUCGAAAAGAAGCUAUGAUGGGCCUUGCCCAACUUUAUAAGAAGUACUGUCUUCAUGCAGAAGCUGGAAGGGAAGCUGCUGAGAAAGUGAGCUGGAUAAAGGAUAAACUUUUGCACAUAUAUUAUCAAAACAGCAUUGAUGACAAAUUGUUGGUAGAGAAAAUCUUUGCUCAGUACCUUGUCCCUCACAAUCUUGAAACAGAAGAAAGAAUGAAAUGUUUAUAUUAUUUGUAUGCCAGCUUGGAUCCAAAUGCUGUAAAGGCACUCAAUGAAAUGUGGAAGUGCCAGAAUCUACUCAGGAGUCACGUGCGGGAGUUACUGGAUUUGCACAAACAGCCGGCUUCAGAAGCUAACAGUUCUGCCAUGUUUGGAAAGCUGAUGACCAUAGCAAAGAAUUUGCCUGACCCUGGAAAAGCACAAGAUUUUGUGAAAAAGUUCAAUCAGGUCCUUGGCGAUGAUGAAAAACUUCGGUCUCAGUUAGAACUUCUGAUCAGCCCUACAUGUUCAUGUAAACAGGCAGAUGUCUGUGUGAGAGAAAUAGCCCGGAAACUAGCAAACCCCAAACAGCCAACUAAUCCUUUCCUUGAGAUGGUCAAAUUUCUUUUGGAAAGAAUUGCACCUGUGCACAUUGACUCAGAAGCCAUCAGUGCACUAGUGAAGCUGAUGAACAAGUCAAUAGAGGGAACUGCUGAUGAUGAAGAGGAGGGUGUGAGUCCAGAUACAGCCAUUCGUGCAGGACUUGAACUACUUAAGGUUCUAUCUUUCACACAUCCUACCUCGUUUCACUCAGCAGAGACAUAUGAGUCCCUGCUGCAGUGCCUCAGAAUGGAAGAUGACAAAGUAGCAGAAGCCGCCAUACAGAUUUUUAGGAAUACAGGACACAAAAUAGAAACAGACCUUCCACAAAUAAGAUCCACCUUAAUUCCCAUUUUACAUCAAAAAGCAAAAAGAGGUACACCACACCAAGCAAAACAAGCUGUCCAUUGUAUCCAUGCCAUAUUCACAAAUAAAGAAGUACAGCUUGCACAGAUUUUUGAGCCUCUCAGUAGGAGUCUGAAUGCUGAUGUUCCAGAGCAGCUUAUAACCCCUUUAGUUUCAUUGGGCCAUAUUUCCAUGUUAGCACCAGAUCAGUUUGCUUCCCCAAUGAAAUCGGUAGUAGCAAAUUUUAUUGUGAAAGAUCUUCUAAUGAAUGACAGGUCAACAGGUGAGAAGAAUGGAAAAUUAUGGUCUCCAGAUGAAGAAGUUUCCCCAGAAGUACUAGCCAAAGUUCAAGCAAUUAAACUUCUAGUACGAUGGCUACUGGGGAUGAAAAACAACCAGUCUAAGUCUGCCAAUUCAACUCUUCGGUUAUUAUCAGCAAUGCUGGUUAGUGAGGGUGACCUGACGGAACAAAAGAGAAUCAGUAAAUCUGAUAUGUCUCGUUUGCGACUGGCUGCUGGUAGUGCCAUAAUGAAGCUUGCCCAGGAGCCUUGUUACCAUGAAAUUAUUACACCAGAACAGUUCCAGCUCUGUGCACUUGUAAUUAAUGAUGAGUGCUACCAAGUGAGGCAGAUAUUUGCUCAAAAGCUGCACAAGGCUCUUGUGAAGUUACUACUCCCAUUGGAGUACAUGGCAAUCUUUGCCUUGUGUGCCAAAGAUCCUGUGAAAGAGAGAAGAGCCCAUGCCCGACAGUGUUUGCUGAAGAACAUCAGCAUACGAAGGGAGUACAUUAAACAGAACCCCAUGGCUACUGAAAAGCUCUUAUCCCUGCUGCCUGAAUAUGUAGUUCCAUAUAUGAUUCACUUGCUGGCACAUGACCCAGAUUUUACAAAACCUCAAGAUGUUGAUCAACUUCGUGAUAUCAAAGAGUGCCUGUGGUUCAUGCUUGAAGUUUUAAUGACAAAGAAUGAGAAUAACAGCCAUGCCUUUAUGAAGAAGAUGGCAGAAAACAUCAAGUUAACCAGAGAUGCCCAGUCUCCUGAUGAGCCUAAGACUAAUGAAAAACUUUACACAGUGUGCGAUGUUGCACUUUGUGUUAUAAACAGUAAAAGUGCUUUAUGCAAUGCAGACUCACCAAAGGACCCGGUCCUCCCAACCAAAUUUUUCACUCAGCCUGAAAAAGAUUUCUGUAAUGACAGGAGUUAUAUUUCUGAAGAGACAAGAGUUCUCCUAUUAACAGGAAAGCCAAAACCUGCUGGAGUACUAGGUGCUGUAAACAAGCCUUUAUCAGCAACAGGAAGGAAACCAUAUGUCAGAAGCACAGGAACAGAGCCUGGAAGCAAUAUUAAUGUAAACUCAGAGCUGAACCCCUCAACAGGAAAUCGAUCAAGGGAACCAAAUUCAGAAGCUUCAGAAACGGGAGUUAGUGAAAAUGAGGAGAACCCUGUGAGGAUCAUCUCAGUCACACCAGUAAAGGCUGAGCCUGUAAAAAACAAGGAGAUUAACUCUGAUCAGGCUACUCAGGGAAACAUUAGUGCUGACCGAGGAAAGAAGAGGACAGCAACAGCAUCUGGAGCAGAGAAUAUCCAGCAGAAAACUGAAGAGAAGAAGGCAGAUGAGACAGGACCACCUGCCCCUCCCAAGGCCAGACGAGGACGUCGGCCCAAGUCCGAAUCUCAGGGCAGUGCAACAAAAAAUGAGGAAGCCAAUAAAUCAGCUGGGAGGGGAAGAAAGAGGGCCGCAGUUGGUCAGGAGAGCCCAGGGGGGCCGGAGGCAGGCAACGCCAAAGCACCCAAACUACAAGACGUAGCCAAAAAAGCAGCACCAGCAGAGAGGCAAAUUGAUUUACAAAGGUAAAAAGAAGCCUCACUCGAAAAGGGAGGAAAUGACGGCCAAAUAAGGACAGGCUCAAGCUUCUGCAAAAACUAGAAUUCAAAAUGUACCUGUACAGAAACUGAGAUUACUUCAAAACACCCAAUUUCUGCCUUGAAAACUGAAAAACUAUUACUUCCCUUUCAUAUGACACCAGUCCUUGAAUGGAAAUUUAAAGCAGAAACUCUUGAAAGAGGCUAAAAGCAACUGUACUUAUUUUCCCCUGAGACUUUUUUUAUGAAAAGUCAAUAAUUAAGCAAAUUGCUUAACACUUGGUUCCAGUUCCUGCAUAUCUGGAGUUUAAAGUGCAUCACACCGUUCUUUUCCAUGCUGCAUUUUUUUUUAAAGAAAGUCACAGGAUGUCCUUACACUGACACAGAAAAAUUCGUAAUUCUAGAGCCAGGAAUGCCCAUGUUACACAAGAAAAAUAGAAGCCUACUGAAUUAAUUUUAAGGAGAAAAAGAGAUUGGAACAAGUACUUCUUGGCUUUUCCUUUUGAAGACUUUUAUGUAUAAUUCUUUCCGCCUGCCUACUUUUCUGCAAAAAUAAGAUGUACAGAUUUCAUUUCCCUGCUAUGAAAAGUCAUGUGGUGGCAAUUUUAUAAAUGUUGCUUUCUGAUUUUUAUCAGAGUGAGAAAAUAAUUAAAAUUAUUGGUUUGCAAGUAAACAUUUCAUUUUUAAUUUCCCCCCCAUUUUAGUUUAAUAUAAUUUGCAAUAAAUGUACAUAUUGUUGUUUGUUUUAUAAAACAUAUCACUUUAAAAGUUUUUUACUCCAGUGGGUAUUAUGUUGGAAUAUUGGAAAUUUUAAAGGAGUAAAGGCAGUUCAGGAUUUGGUUUUGUAAUGUGCAUCACCAGAUUUUUAUUAUUGAUGUAAAGAAGUCAAUUUUUAAAAAUAGAUGGACUUUGGCAGCUUCAUAAGGAAAGUUGGAAAUGGUUAGAAUUGCACUCAGUUUUAAGCAUUGCGAUAAAUGAAAGAAUGUCUGUUUGCAUUUUGUUUCCCAGUAUGAACUCUUUUUUUUUUAAAUUUUAGAAGACUGUUGCAUCCAUAUUAUGUUUCCUGGCAUUGUUCAGCAAGGGUAAACGUGUACACUUUGUGUACACGUGAGCAUAUUUAAGUUGGUUGCAUAAAAUAAAUGCUUCUAGGUGUCAUGAUAGUCCUUGCUUUUUAAUCUGUCAGUAUGUUUUCUCGUCUUAAAUGGAGUUUUCUUAUGUGCAGAGGCUAAAUGGAUUCAGAAUUGGAUGGCAUAAUUACAGUCAAUUCUCUGUUAUCCAUGGUAAUGGAGGGUAACAGUAGUGAAUUCAGAAGUAUUUCUUUGAUUCGACGCAGUGAUGUGUCCGAUGACCUGGAAAUGCAUGGGAAAAAAAAAAAAGCAAGCAAGCAUCCUCAGGAUCCAAGGAACUUCCAUAUACAACUUCCCCUGCACAGAACUCUCCUGUUUCUUAUUAGAGGUUCAUUUCCUUAGCAGUCAGUAAACAAUUAUUAAGCACCUACUAUAUGCCAGGAGUCGUACUAAUAAUCAACUUAGCACGAGCCUCAACUUUGAACUGGACUUGCACCAUGUGCCUAUACUUGGUUAGAGGCAGUAAUUAAAGUAAACAAGUGAUAAUGAAUUGUUUCAACAAAGAAUUACCAACCUGCUUUGCUCAAUCAUGUUAACAAAAAUUUGAAAGCAAGUUUUUACAUUAGACAAGUAUCUACCACCAGCACCUCUCAGGAUAAUCCAGAGUUGGCUGUAUAUUAAUGUAUAUGGAAGAUAUAAAUAAUUCAGUUGUUUAUAAAAUGGAGAAAUACUAAUAACAGAAAAAUAUGAUUCUGGGAGGAUGUAAGACUGGCCCUACCACUUUUUACUGCCUUCUCCUAUUGCCUUGUAAUAUAAAUCAGAAGUGAAGCUCAGACUUGGUCCCUGGACCCUGUGGGGCAGGAGGAAAGAACAAUAACUAUGCAGAAGUAUAGGACAGUGACUUUAGGCAGCCCAUGAAAAUGAAACUCCCAAGUCAGGGAGUUUUUCAGGUUCUCUUAGUAUUAGACAAGUUAAUUAAUUUCAGCACCCUCAAGCCCUUAAGGAGAGAACGAGAACCUUUUUUCCCUGGAACUAAACCCUCACUAUUGAAGACCAAAAAGCAGCUGAUACAGGGAACCAUGUUAUAUAUAGGGGGGAAAUUGCUGCAUUGAUCUAAAGCAAUCUGAAUUCUUGCAGGGGGAAAAAGGCAAGCAGAGAACUCUCUAUAUAAAUUAUAGAUUGAAUAGAAAGAACUGGCAGGACCGUGCACCUGAUUUAAUUAUGGCAUCCAAAUGUUUAGCACGAAGGGAAGUAAAUAAGAAAUAGGAAAAUGAGAGGCUGAAAAAAGAUUAAGCUCUUUUGAAUGCAAAAAUACCUAUCUGAACACAAAUUUGGUUUCUUUUUAAACAAUUCCUCUUAAACUGUUAUUCACAUCUCAAAGUUAAACAAAAUGAAGAAAUCCAGAUUUGCAGUUAAGAGUUAAUGUUAACCCUUUGUGUCUAGUUAGAGGAUUCUUGUAAUUUGUCUAAUAAUACAACCAGAAUUUUAUACUCUUUGAUACAAAGCGUGUAUAGUAGUUUUACAUAUUCUUGUGCUGCACAUGGGCUGGAUUUUUAGAAUUUUCUUUUUAAGAAUGAAGCAGAACAUUGUAAUUUGUGUAAAUGCAGAGUGUAAUAUCUACCAUGAAACACUAAAACAUGGAUUGUUUCAAAUAAAACCAAGAAAUGCAGCAUUA